Messenger RNA from Paramecium sonneborni, 199 nucleotides. NCBI's taxonomy places the organism in Eukaryota, Ciliophora, Oligohymenophorea, Peniculida, Parameciidae. The record is from the annotation of a GenBank genome assembly.
AUGAUUUAAUUGAAAGCCUUUAUGAUGUUUAAAAAAGAGAAAUGUAUGCAGAAAAUUGAGCAGAUAAAUUCUUUUAAUAAGUUUUGUAUUUAAUUAUUAUAUAAAUUUAGACUUCAAUUCUCUAAAGAAAAUGUUAGAUUACAAGGUUAAAUUACUUAUGAUCAAGUAGCAGCUGAAUUUACUUAAUAAAUAUUAAUGA